This is a messenger RNA of Cynocephalus volans (Philippine flying lemur), 3766 nucleotides long. RefSeq names its product beta-carotene oxygenase 2 (gene BCO2). Gene Ontology annotation, molecular function: beta-carotene 15,15'-dioxygenase activity; carotenoid dioxygenase activity. Lineage: Eukaryota; Metazoa; Chordata; Mammalia; Dermoptera; Cynocephalidae. Gene Ontology annotation, cellular component: mitochondrion. The record is from RefSeq and is a predicted model, not a curated record. The coding region runs from base 59 to 1942 and encodes 627 amino acids. Gene Ontology annotation, biological process: retinal metabolic process; carotene catabolic process. The transcript has 13 exons.
GUUCGUGUUCCUGCAGUCUUCAUUCUUUCUCAGCGACUGAGAACCUGCUGUGUGAAAUAUGAGUGGAAGUGGAAGAUCGUUCAGAGCUAGGGGACGAAGAGGCGAUCAAGGGUCUCCUCAGCUGGUUGGGCCUGUGGUUGCCCAGCAGCCUAGUAAUGAACAAUCUCAACAAGAGGAGCCAUCAGGUGAAAGUUGGAAUAUUACUGCUGGUCAGGAGAGAGAAGAUGAGGGAGCACCUGAGAUUCAAGAGACUGAACUGAAAGCUGAUCUCCAGGAACUGUCUCAGCCAAAGAGUGGAGUUUUAAAGAAGUACGUGAGAAAUAUUCAUCAGAAAAAAGCCAUCUCGGGGCAGCGGCAGGGCCUGCCUUGUAUUGCACCACUCCUGACCACAGUGGAGGAGACACCACAGAUCAUCUCUGCCCGAGUCCGAGGACAUUUUCCAAAGUGGCUCAAUGGCUACCUGCUUCGAAUUGGACCUGGAAAAUUUGAGUUUGGGAAAGAUAAAUACAAUCAUUGGUUUGAUGGAAUGGCUUUGCUUCACCAGUUCAAGAUGGAGAAGGGCACAGUGACAUACAGGAGCAAGUUUCUACAGAGUGAUACGUAUAAGGCCAACAGUGUUCGAGAUCGAAUUGUGAUCUCAGAAUUUGGCACACUGGCUUUCCCAGAUCCAUGCAAGAACGUUUUUGAACGUUUCAUGUCAAAGUUUGAGCUGCCUGCCAUAACCGACAACACCAAUGUCAACUAUGUGCGGUACAAGGGUGAUUACUAUGUUAGUACUGAGACCAACUUUAUGAAUAAAGUGGACAUUGAAACUCUGGAAAAAACAGAAAAGGUAGAUUGGAGCAAAUUUAUUGCUGUGAAUGGAGCAACUGCACAUCCUCAUUAUGACCCAGAUGGAACAGCGUACAAUAUGGGGAACUCGUAUGGCCCACAUGGUUCCUGCUAUAAUGUUAUCCGGGUUCCUCCAGAGAAGAUGAAUGUUGGGGAGACAAUCAGUGGGGCCCAGGUGAUAUGUUCUAUUGCUUCUUCAGAGAGGAGGAAGCCUUCUUACUAUCAUAGCUUUGGAAUGACAAGGAACUACAUAAUCUUCAUUGAACAACCUAUAAAGAUGAAUCUGUGGAAAAUUUUUACUUCUAAAAUUCGGGGAAAGGCCUUUUCAGAUGGAAUAAGCUGGGAACCCCAGUGUAAUACGCGGUUUCAUGUGAUGGAUAAACACACUGGACAGCAGCUUCUUCCAGGGAUGUAUUACAGCAAACCUUUUGUUACUUUUCAUCAAAUCAAUGCCUUUGAGGAUCAGGGCAGCGUUGUAAUUGAUUUGUGCUGUCAAGAUAAUGGAAGAAGCCUGGACGUUUACCAACUACAGAAUCUCAGGAAAGCCGGCAAAGGUCUUGAUCAGGUCUAUAAUUCAUUAGCCAGAUCUUUCCCUCGAAGAUUUGUUUUGCCCUUAAAUGUCAGCUUGAAUGCCACUGAGGGAGAGAACCUCAGUCCAUUGUCCUAUUCUUCAGCCAGUGCUGUGAAACAGGCUGAUGGGAAGAUCUGGUGCUCUCAUGAAAAUCUACAUCACGAGGAUCUAGAGGAGGAAGGAGGCAUUGAAUUUCCCCAAAUCAACUAUAGCCAAUUCAGUGGCAAAAAGUAUCAUUUCUUCUAUGGCUGUGGCUUUCGGCAUUUGGUGGGAGAUUCUCUGAUCAAGGUUGAUGUGGUGAACAAGACACUGAAGGUUUGGAGAGAAGAUGGCUUUUAUCCCUCAGAACCUAUUUUUGUUUCAGUACCAGGAGUCAAUGAAGAAGAUGGUGGGGUUAUUCUUUCUGUGGUGAUCACCCCCAACCAGAAUGAAAACAAUUUUCUCCUAGUCUUGGAUGCCAAGAACUUUGAAGAACUGGGCCGAGCAGAAGUACCUGUGCAAAUGCCUUAUGGGUUCCAUGGCACCUUUGUACCCAUCUGAUGGGACAACCACAAGGUAAUGAUAAGAAUACGAAACUGAGUCAUUACCACCAUCAGAUAGGUGGGUGACAGAGGUCCUGGGAGAAGAAAUACAAAUAAUCAUAGAAAAUGGACUUUGAAUAUAGAUCUGAAAAGCACCUUGUUCUUUCCAUCACACUCUGCCUGUUACCAUUGGUCCCAUGGUACUCAGAAGACAGGAAGUCUGCUGUAUCAUGCUUGGAGGCUUCUUCUAAACUGGCUGUUUCUCUGACAUCCACAGCAGAUGCUGUUGCAGUUUUACAACCCUCCUGUGGACUAUCUGCUACCACCCCCCAUCCCACCCCCAGCUUAGCCUUGGGAGGUUGUUGUUUUGAAGGACAUCACUAAAAUAAGGCAUUUUUCUAGUCUCCAAGUGUAUUGAUUGAUGAAAAGUCAGUAGUUCUUCAUUUUGUUGAGUAACAGGCGGCACUACAGACCAUAUAAUCUUCACAUUUCUAAACACCAGGUUUUACUAACAACCCUAAGCAGCCUAGAUCUAUCACUUAAACCAUACUCUUGCCAACACCCUCAAAAUUCCUUGUUCCCUUUUCCUUCAGUUACACUCCCUGCCCUUGGCUGAACUCUAACCCAGGACCAGUUAAACUGUCCAUGCUACCUCUGCAUGUUGAACGUUGGUGCAGAGGGCCCCCAAACGUGUAAUUUGGGGCACCUGUGAACUCAUGUUAGGCUCUUUGCACAGUCCUGGACCAACAUAGUGAGUUCCUUCUCUAAUUUUCCUUAAAAGUUAUUUCAGACUUCACAAACCCUAUCUCAUUUAGUGAAGUGUUCUAUACAUACAAAUGUCAUGUGCAGGGGUUGCACUGUGGCAAUAAAAUAAAAGGCCUUAAGUUCCACGUCUGGGUUUAUGAGACACAGAAGACAACAGCAAGUGUAGAUUGGCAAGAAGAUACCUAAACAGAACUAAUAUGAGGGGACUUCAAAAAAUUGGUGGAAAAAUGGAAUUAAAAGAUAAAAGUAAGAAAUAUAAACUUUAAUUCUCAACAUAAGUGCCAUGAAGUUCAUGGCGCUUUUGUAAGCAAUUAUAGCAGCCAUAUAGUCCAUCACUAAAGAACCAAAGGUCUUGGGAAUUUAACCAUGUCAGUGCAGCCUUUUUUUUUUUUUAAACGUUAUUAACGGAAGAAAAAUGGGUAUACUUUAAAGAUUUUUGAGGAAACAAAAAGAUGUCAAUAGGAGCCAAAUCAGGACUGUAAGGCGGAUGCCUAAUGAUUUCCCAUAGAAAUUCUUGCAAAAUUUCCCUUAUUUGAUGAGAGGAAUGAACAGGAGCAUUGUCACGGUGGAGAAGAACUCUCUGGGGAAGCUUUCCUGGUGUUUUUCUGCUAAAGCUUUGACUAACUUUCUCAAAGCACUCUCACAAUAGGCAGCUGUUAUUGCUGUUUGGUCCUCCAGAAAGUCAACAAGCAAAAUGCCUUGAGCAUCCUGAAACACUGUUGCCAUGACCAUUGCUCUUGGCUAGUUGGCUUUUACUUUGACUGGACCACUUCCUGCUUUGGGUACUUUGUCCUCAGGAUCACACUGGUAAAGCCAUGUUUCAUCUCCUGUUACAAUUCUUCAGGGAAAUGCUUACAUUUGUUUAGGAUUUCCAUAGAAAGCUCUGCUCUUGUCUGCAGCUGAUCUGGACACAACAGUUUUGGUACCCACUGAGUGGAAAGUUUGCUUGACUUUAAUUUUUCAGUCAGAAUGGUAUAAAUGGAACCAAUUGAGAUGUCUGUGGUAUUGGUUAUUGUUUCUGUUAAUCGUUGUUCCUCUUCAAUUAGGACAUGUAUAAAAUUAAUUUUGUCCUCUCAAA